Molecule: messenger RNA, 999 nt
Organism: Bacidia gigantensis
Lineage: Eukaryota; Fungi; Ascomycota; Lecanoromycetes; Lecanorales; Ramalinaceae
Exons: 1
Coding region: 1-999 (332 amino acids)
Source: RefSeq, a predicted model, not a curated record
AUGGGAUACCUGCUCAUAACACUUUUGCUCGCGUCGAAUCUUCGUUCUUAUUUUUGUUUUGGCUCCCUCGGGGAUGAGCAAGGCUCAACUAAUUUAUUGUCCAAUGUCACGGCCUCAACUAGCCUAAAUUUACCAGCAGUCUUCGGCGAUUUCGACAUAAAAUAUGGCGAUUUUCAACCUCAUCAGUUGGACGGCUUGCAGACAAUCUCAAUUUAUCUAAAGAUCGCGUUCGACAUAGCCGUCGCCAACACACCGGAGAAGCCGUUUGGGCAAGGCGACUGGGAAGACCAACUGAUUCAUGUUCGAAUGCGUGCGAUUGAACCACAAUUCACCCACAGAGCUGCACUAGCUGUCAUGUGGUAUGCAAGCCAUUUGAUAAGCACAGUGUCUUAUUUCCAAACGUGUAUCAUAUCUGUCGAGGAAAAUGGCAGCAGUAUCGGUGGCAUUGUCGUUCGCUCCAUUGAUACGUAUUCCACUGCAGGGAAUGCUACACUCGCCAGUGGUGACCGUGACUCAGCCUUCAAUUCUACUCAACGAAGCCCUUCAGAUGGGUUGCCUCAAGCGGUUUCAAUGGAUGAGAGGCUUGGGGCAGACACCUUCAAAGUAGCAAUUAAAUAUCACACUCACGAUCCUGUAUCGUCUCUCCGUUUGCUAUUCUCUAUGAUCUCCUUUAUCGGCCAAGUUGGGCUUCACAAUCUCGAAGAAGAAACCCAGAUCAUAUUUAUCUAUGACGACGAAGCCGGUUAUGGCAUCCAAUUCAGGAAGCGUCGCGAGCCUGAGCAACCCAUGUUAAAAUACCGGUGGAUUCUGAUGGCCUUGAGACAGAUUGCUGAACUUCUCGAACAAGAUAGAGUUUGGACGGAGUGGGAUGGGUAUCUGGUAUUGAAUAAUAAGGUUGUCGGUUUUAUGGUCUUCACAAAGUUUCCAGGUCCAGAACAGAAAUUCUUGAUUCCUUCUCGAGAGAAUACGACGAUUGUCUCUAAUAACGCAGUCCUGUAA